AUGCAUUCCGUGCUCGCUGCUGUCGCACUCGCGUCGAGUGUCGUCCCCGCCGUCCUUGCCCAAGGCGUCCCCCUCGCCUCAAAGCAUUUCACCUGGGGUGCUCUCCCAUACCAGGCAGACACUGAUACUGGUGAGCGUGGUACCCAGUACGGUUACAACUUGUGCAACAGCACCACUGAGGGACCAACCUCGUUGUGCCAAACCGCCAUCAUCAACAGCAUCGAUGACUUCUGCCUCUGGGGUCCUCCUGAAAAGGAUUCUCUCAUCGGUAACGUCGAGGGUGAGAGCGUUGCUUGGUGCACAAAGCCAGGCUAUGGUACCCGUAUCAUCCCCAAGGGUGCCAUCACCGGCGUUCAGUUCAUGAAGACGCCCGACUACAUUCAAGUCACUGGUCGCAUCACCCAGAACCUCAUCAACAUCCAAGCCGAUGACUCCGGAGGAGAGUUGGACCCCCACGGUGCCGACCAGCGUGGUAACCCCCUCGGCGGUCUCCUCUUCUCCAAUGCAUUCACUGGACAAUUCGUUCAAGCUGUUGAAUGGCACAACUUUAUGGGUGGAGGAACUUUCUGCCUCAAGGCCUGCGACCCCGCUGGUCCCAACGCUGCUCGCUUCUGCGAGCACAUCUUUGAUCGAAUUGGAUGCGCAUACAACGCCCCAGCUGCCUACGAAGAUGGCGCUUUCCUCAGCUGCGAGGGUGCCAACCAGGACUUCCCCGGAAUCUACACCGACGCUGCAGGUGCUGUUCAGACCUACACUCAGCCACCAGAAUCUCUCGGUCCCAUCUCGACGAUGCCCUACCAACCCCGCGUCCCAGCAUCGUCAAACUGCGUGACCCACGACGUCGCCACCCUCUGGUCUGGUGCUCCCACUGCAAGCGUCGCUCCUGCUUCCUCGAGUGCAAGUGGAACGCUUACCCGCACCACCUCGCGCGCCGUCUCCACCACCCGCGCAUCGACCGCUGGGUCAUCGGCCACCGGCACCCCCAACGGUGCUUCAUCGCGCCGUUCUCUCCCUCGGCUCGCUAGCAGGAGCUGCUCUCGUUGCCUUCGUUGCCCUCUAAGCGGACGUUACGACUUUUAG
Molecule: messenger RNA, 1080 nt
Organism: Serendipita indica DSM 11827
Lineage: Eukaryota; Fungi; Basidiomycota; Agaricomycetes; Sebacinales; Serendipitaceae
Source: the annotation of a GenBank genome assembly